CGGAGUUCCUCUCCUUGAAUCUGCCACCUUGUUCUAUGCGCUGGCUGCGCAAGCGCACACCCAACCUGCCGCUGAUAAAUAAAUGAAAUAAACGGGUGUGUGUUUGCGCAGUCGGUGCAUAGAAAACGCAGCAAAGGCGGCAGCAGAUUCAAGGAGAGGGACUCUAACUUUUGGACUCUUGCCUUUCCUGGCAGCCAGCCACUGGAAGAAAGUAUCAACAGAAGUGCUUUGAAGUUAAUGUUUCACAUUCCAUAGAAUAUAGAACAGCUUUUAAUGGCUUUGCUGUUCCUCAAGAAGCAAGAGAAAAAUCAUGACAUAUCCUAUGACUGUGAUGGUGAACCUAUAUCACGUGUGCCCAAGGUGGCACGUAGAGCUGUCACCCAACUCACCUCACACACAUUAGAAGAGCCACGCAUUAGCACAGAUGGCACACAUGUGCGUGAAGUGCAUACCUGUUUGGCACUCGCAGUGAAUUCUAAAAGGCAUGCACUUCAAUAAGAUAAGACUUUCAUUCAGCACCUGCUAGUAGUGAAAUAAAGUUCAAACACAGAAAUGAGACACGUGGCCGGAUGAAGAAAAAGGGGCCGGGAUAGCUCAGGAAGUAGAGAAGCCUGUUAUUAGAACACAGAGCCUGCAAUUACUGCAGGUUCGAGCCCGGCCCAAGGUUGACUCAGCCUUCCACCCUUUAUAAGACAAUGCCUUUUGACAAUUGUCCAACAUCUUCCAGAUCAUGGCAAUAUCUAAAGUAUUGUUGGUUUUAAACUUACUUUUCUCUAAGAUCCCUCAAAGCCUUCUUUCUCAUCGGUGCUUAGCUAAAAAGCCAGGUGUCAUAAUGUGUUCUGGGCAUGUAUGGAUAGAACCAGCCCCAAUCAUUCAAAUGGGCCAAAAUGUUUCUAUAAAUUGUCAUUGCAUGGAAAACUGUCAGAAAGGGAAACUAUCUCUGAGCUUAAAUAACGCCGAUGUUGAGGAUACACUCCUGUCAGUUAUAAACCAAACUACAGUUCAGCUCAACCUUCAGAAUUAUAAUGAGCCCUUCUCUACAGUUUCAUGCUUUCUCAAAAGUUCUAAAAGCCGACUGAUCUGUGGAACACAAUUUUGCAUGGGAUAUCUGCCUGACAAACCAGCCAAUUUAACCUGCAUUAAACCUGAGCAAUCAGAUAAUAUGGUCUGCACUUGGAAACCAGGAAAGAAAACACAUUUAAACACUAACUACAUUCUGUAUGUGAAUAGUUUAUUCACAGAAGAGAACAAAGAAUUUGUCUCAAACAGUAGCUCAGUUAUCAUUCCAUUGAAUCAACUACAGAAAAACCAAACUUUUUCCAUCUCGGUCCACGCUGAAAAUUACUUGGGUGGAAUUCAUUCUGAAGAACUUCAUGUUGAUCUCAACGCUAUAGUAAUACCAGCUGUACCUGUUGUUGUUCAAAAUAAAACAAUGGAGUCUCCAGGAUUCAAGACGAUAAUACAUUGGAAAAGGCAAACAGCAAUCAAUGAGACGUAUUGUGAGGAGCGAUAUAAGGAGACAAUAAGGGAAACUUGGCAUGUGAGAGACUGGAAUGCUAAUUUAAGUAAUGAACUUAACACCGAGUACAACUUAGAUGCAAAUACAAAGUAUGAGUUUCAAAUUAGGUGCAAACUAACUCACCCUAGAAGCCUGUGGAGCAGAUGGAGUGAAUCUGCAGUAUAUAUUACUCCAGAGAAAGAACCAGCUGCGGUACUUGAUGUAUGGAGGAAAUUCGGGCCAGUUUAUCCCAAUAGUACCCAAGAAGUGACUGUCUUGAUCAAGCCGCUGUCUCCAAAGGAAAGCAGAGGAAAAAUUCUGAAUUAUAGAAUAUUUUAUGAAAAACAAGGAGAGAAGGUGGAUUUAUGUAAAACAACAGAAAUACAUUGCAAAGUGAUGGUGCCCCCAGCAGUGGCCAUUAUUUAUGUGACAGCACACAAUUCCAAAGGAAGUUCCAAACCUGCAAAUAUUAUAGUGAAACAACCGCCUCACAAUUACCAAGCUUUCCCACCCCCUAUUAAUAUCAAAAUAUUCACUGAUAAACAGAAAGGAAUUUCUGUUAAAUGGGAACCUCCUAAAUCUAUUGGAAAAACACUUUUAUGGUACAUAGUGGAAUGGAUUUCUGCAAACGUCAGUCAUUUUCAUCAUAGCAUUGUUGCGUGGAAGAAAGUCCCUUUCCAAAAUACAUCAACUUCUAUUGAAGAAGACAUCAGAAUGGCAGAGAACUCCGCCAUUUCAGUAUACGCUGUCUAUCAGAAAGGUGUCAGUCAAGCCAGCUCUAUCCAGAAAAAGAAAGAACUCGACAUUUCCCAAGAAAGUAGUCUUGCCAUCACCAGAGCCAAUGAUGAUUAUGAUACUGGGAUUCUGUUGGGAACUGGUGUCGGAGUGGCUUUCUUGUCAAUCUCUGUUUUCACUUUGAUUGCAAUUAAAUCGUGCCGGAAAAGGGUUAACAAAAUGGUUAGUUCAGUAGCACCAAAAUGGCUUUUUGAAGAAUAUCCUAAGAUGCAAAACAGCAAAGUAAUCAAAUAUCUCCAGGAAAAUGAUGCUGAGACGCAUAAUUUUUCCGAGCCAUUUUUGGAUGUUGUGGUAACUGAAGUUGAAGAAAUAUUGACGCAGAACCAUUAUAGGGCUGUGGAGAAAAAAAGGGAGGGAAGCAAAACAGUUUCUGACAAAGUCAGUAGCUCAGAAGAUGUACCAUUGGCCAGUAAUUUGGAUGUGACUGUGAGAAAUGGAUACAAACCUCAGACUUCUAAUAAGGCUCAAUUGGGAACUACUUUCAGCACCGCCAGUGAAACACCUUUUCAAAACUGGGACACCAAAUCAAAUUCGGUAGUUUCGCCCAUAAGUCAUUUAAGGAAAGAUUAUACCAGUCCUGCAUGGCCUGUUGUUGACCCCAAUGAAAAUAAGUCUUUAUUUGAUAAAAUCAGCCUCAUUCUCAGGAAUAGUGGAAGUGGGCAAAGCAGGGUCGGAUCAAAAGAUGAAGACCCAAGCACUCAAAAGGCACACCAGUUGAGGUUUCUGCUUUCGGAUGAAGAUAUUCAAGAGCAGACUUUAAUACCAGAUAAUCUACUUUCUUGCUUAAAAACAAUAAGUGAAGACCGGACCAACAUGUCCUAUUUUCCUCAAAACGCUGUUUACUAUGAGGAUUGAAGAAAAAGAAAAAGGAUAUACGUUUUGCACAAAGAACACAAACUCUGCGUUUUCAAGCAGUGUAACUGAAGGUUCUCCGUUCAUUGUUUGAACAAAAUUGUAAAAAGUAAGUCGCAGCCACAAUCUCAGUUUUCAUCUCUCAGGUUAAUUCAUGUUAAAACAUAUAAAAACAGUUGCUGGAAUUGGGUAUGUCUAGUUUAAUGAAAAGGAGGACUAGGGGUAAUAUGAUAGUAGUGUUCCAAUAUCUCAGGGGCUGCCACAGAGAAGAGGGAGUCAAACUAUUCUCCAAAGCACCUGAAAGCAGAAUUAGAAGCAAUGGAUGGAAACUAAUCAAGGAGAGAAGCAACCUAGAAUUUGAUUCUCCUUGUAAGGAGAAAUUUCCUGACAGAACAAUUAAUCAGUGGAAUGACUUACCACCAGAAGUUAUAGGUGUUUCAUCACUAGAGGUUUUUAAAAAGAGAUCGGAGAGCCUGUUUGUCUGAAAUGGUAUAGGGUUUCCUGCCUGAGCAGAGGGUUGGGCCAGAAGACCUCCAAGGUCCCUUCCAACUCGUCAUUCUAAUUCUAACCUCUAAUUCUAAUGUUUAUAUUGUAAUUAAUGUGUACAUUGAAUUAGGGGAGAUCCGAAAGUCAACUGAAUAAUCUUCUCAGAAGGUAAAAUGAUUUAUGAUAGUUACUUAGACUAUGAAAUGAAACCGCAGUAUAUGAAGCCCAACUUCUUACCCAACAAGGAAGUAUACAACUGAACCAUAGCAACAGGAUGCAUGUACAAGAUAUACCUCAGAGUCAUAAGCAAUAUAAAGGAAGGGGGGGAACCCAGUUUUGAGGAUCAUCCAGAAAAAUCUGACUAAAUCCAGAUAUGUUAUAUCAGCAACCUGACCUACAGAAGGUACAAGAACCUUUACCUUCUUGGCUCUGAAGCCAUCAAAGACCAUGCCAAAUAUCUAUCAUUCUUAAUGGGUGGCAGGAAGUCUCCUCAAAUUUAAGGCUCUGAGGGCCAAAGAAGUUAUUUACCACUAUUGACUACUACUGUGAUGUUUCAUUACCCAGCUAGGUAACAUGAGUUCUGAGAGAGCACCUAUAAUUCCACAGUUCAACCCUGAGCUACAGAUAUUCUCUGCUAUUGGAACUAUUCAGUAGCAGCGAGAAAUAAACUGUUGUGUAUCCUUUUAUUCCCAUCGUAAGGACUCUAAGCAAGAUGUUGCUCAGCAGUCAAGCUUAGCCCUGAAGUUUAGGCGAUGACACAUAUUGCUUCUCUGGGCCAAUUUGGCCUUUCUUGAAAAACUACUGAGCUACUGAGGCUAUUUCUUCACUGUGGAUGAAAGAGCAAACUGCUCUUAUUAUUAUCCUAGGAAUUCUCCUGACCUCAAGGACAUGGAUCCCUCUCUUCCAACCAUCAUUGCACUCCCUCAAAGGAUGAGGAGGUGCAAAGUGUUUCUGGUAUCCAACCAUUAAGGAAGCAUGUUUGCACCAUGCCAUAGAAAUCUACACUAUGACCAUAUGUGGAAUAGAGUAUGUAAUACUGGGUGCCCAAUUGCAAACAUUGUACUGAACAUCUGAAAAGGUUGGAGGAAAGGAGACUGGAAAAACCCACUGUCCAAAUUAGAAAAAAUAAUAGUUUAUGAGAGACAUUUUAGAAUUAUAGACAGUUAUGAUGUAGAGAAAAUGGACAGAGAUGUUGUUGUUAUUUUGUCUUAUAAUACAAAAAUCCAGGGAAACUGAAUGUUGAGGGAUAUGGAACAGUAAAAGAGCAAAACACAUGAAGCAUAGUUGGACUAUAAAUUAACUUUUUCAGAAUGUCACAAUGGCUACCAACUUAGAGGGCUUUAAAAGGAAAUUAAGCAAAUUGAGGGCAUAUUGGUAGAGGGCUACUAGACGCAAUCGUAGUAGGAACUGGUAUUCAGUUGACUGAAUACCAGUUCCUGGAUACAACAGUGGAGAUACUUCUAUGUGAUGGCUUCCCUUUGGAACUUAAUCAUUUGGAAAAACAACAUGCUGGAUUACAUGGGCAUUUAUAUGAUCCAGGAGAGCUCUUUCCUUUACAUGGUGUAGUAGUAUCUGAUCCAGUCUUUGUGGUCUUUUAAAAGAAAGCUAGGUAUUGAUGAAGGAGCUCAUUUUGAGAACUCUAAAAAGUGUUAAAUGCCUUUUUAACAUUAGCCUGGAGAUAUCGUUCCCCUCAGAACAAGUCACCUUCUUAAAUUCUCAAAAAUAUGAAUGGCUUCCUAGAAAUGGAAAUACCAGUACUUCAAUACCUCUAGAAACUAAAAUUAGUAGCUGUUGAUGCAGGGAGGAAAUAGACAACCGCAACAGCCAGUUGGAGUGGAAAUAAAAGUCAUAAAGAAUCUUCUUUGUCAUUCUUUUCUUUUUGAAACUUUAAAUCCAUAAAAUAAGAAUGUAUGUCAGUCUCCUUACAAUCCGGGAAUGAUUUUGUUCUGUUAAAAGAAAUUGUUAAUGCCAUAUAUCUCUAGGGAAUUUUUAAAAAAAGACAAGAUAAAUUCUCCUUAUAUCACAAGAAAAAUAAGGUAUUUUUAU
Molecule: messenger RNA, 5677 nt
Organism: Ahaetulla prasina
Lineage: Eukaryota; Metazoa; Chordata; Lepidosauria; Squamata; Colubridae
Gene: IL23R
Product: interleukin 23 receptor
Exons: 18
Coding region: 731-3148 (805 amino acids)
Biological process (GO): cytokine-mediated signaling pathway
Cellular component (GO): membrane; external side of plasma membrane
Molecular function (GO): protein binding; cytokine receptor activity
Source: RefSeq, a predicted model, not a curated record